CAACGCUUUUAUCUCAGAUAUUAUCCACCUGGUAUAACCUUGGAAUAUGUGAAGAGAGGAUGCUUGAGGUCAAAAUCGAUUGACCUUUUCGAUUUAACUCCAGAAACAAAUCCAGAUGAGUUGGUGGCUGUAAUCAGGCAAUCAGAGCCUCUGAUCACAGAGCCCCGGGUGGAUGAGGUCAAGCAGCUGAUCCUUCGACUUCAGCAGAAACAAGGGCAGAAGAACCACGGGUUCUGUUUCUUUAAGGAGCUGAAUACACAUGUCCUUCCACUGACAAAUGUUGCCUUUGACAAAUCAGGUUCAAGGUUUAUAACUGGAAGCUAUGACAGGACAUGUCGAGUUUGGGACAAAGUCUCAGGCACAGAGCUGCACCGGCUAGAGGGUCACAGAAAUGUGGUGUAUGCAGUUGCAUUCAACAACCCCUACGGAGACAAGAUUGCCACCGGCUCUUUUGAUAAGACCUGCAAACUGUGGUCUGCUGAGACAGGCUUAUGUUUCCACACCUUUCGCGGACAUGUGGCUGAAAUAGUGUGUCUGGCAUUCAACCCCCAGAGUACACUGGUGGCCACAGGCAGCAUGGAUUGUACUGCCAAGCUGUGGGACAUCGAGACUGGAGAGGAAGUGGCAGCUCUGAAUGGUCACACUGGAGAGGUCAUCUCGCUUUGCUUUAACACAGAGGGAAGUCAGCUUGCCACCGGCUCCUUUGACCACACAGUAUCUGUAUGGGAGGUGGCUUCAGGAGAACGUGUCCACACUCUGUUUGGUCACAUGGGGGAAAUCAGCAACGUCCAGUUUAACUGGGAUUGCUCCCUCAUAGUCACAGCCUCUAUGGACAAAACCUGCAAGUUGUGGGAGGUGGUCAGUGGAAAGUGUAUUGCCACUCUGGGUGAACACAAAGAAGAAGUUCUGGAUGCGUGUUUUGAUUUACGUGGCCAACUCAUUGCUACUGCCUCUGCUGAUGGUACAGCAUGUGUGUUCAGUGCAACAACACAUCAAUUACUUGUGACCCUAGAGGGCCAUGAUGGAGAGAUAUCAAAAAUCUGUUUCAGCCCGCAGGGCAGCAGAAUCCUGACUGCCAGCUCAGACAAGACAGCUCGUCUGUGGGAUGUUCAGUCUGGGAGCUGCCUACAAGUUCUGGAUGGGCACAGGGAUGAGGUCUUCUCCUUCUUCAACUACGAGGGUGAUACUAUCAUUACAGGAAGCAAGGAUAACACAUGCCGGAUCUGGUACUGAUCCUUCCCAUGACCAUUUAGAAGCAGGCGGCAAAUACCUGGACACGGUAUUCGAUGAUGAGAAUGAUGGAUGAUGGCUGUUGUACUACGCUCUAACUGCAUCUGUUAUGUUCUUUGGAGAAAAAAUAGAAAACAGUGUAAAACAAAUGUGUAAAGGUGUCCAAUGUAACAGUGUUAUGAGUAUUCAAGACCACUUGUAUUUCACAUCACAGAGAUUUAUUUAUGUCAAAAGAUAAAUACAUUCAGUUCUACCGUGUAACAGAG
Molecule: messenger RNA, 1496 nt
Organism: Notolabrus celidotus (New Zealand spotty)
Lineage: Eukaryota; Metazoa; Chordata; Actinopteri; Labriformes; Labridae
Gene: daw1
Product: dynein assembly factor with WDR repeat domains 1
Molecular function (GO): protein binding
Source: RefSeq, a predicted model, not a curated record